Lycium ferocissimum is the source of this 1617-nucleotide messenger RNA. RefSeq names its product protein STRICTOSIDINE SYNTHASE-LIKE 2-like. The record is from RefSeq and is a predicted model, not a curated record. Gene Ontology annotation, molecular function: strictosidine synthase activity. NCBI's taxonomy places the organism in Eukaryota, Viridiplantae, Streptophyta, Magnoliopsida, Solanales, Solanaceae. The transcript has 3 exons. Gene Ontology annotation, biological process: biosynthetic process. Bases 276 to 1457 code for a protein of 393 amino acids.
AGAUAUUAAUAAAAUUAAGGAAUCUAUGAUAGCAAAAAAGUUAAAUAUUUUGAUGUUUGUGUGCUGAGAAAUAAUUAUUCUUGGGAUAUACUAUGGACGGAGGGCUAUAGUGCUAUACAUAUAGCACAUCCUAACCAAACUUAUUCUCUUCUUUUUCAUCUUUUUAUUUAUGCGUCCGCAAUGUAUUGGUAACUAUUUAUGCAUGCCAAAAACCACAUCAUAAGUAACUUCAAGUACUAGUAUAAUAUUUUGAGUCCUCCAAAAACUUAACCUAUAUGGCUUCUUCUGUGCUAUCUCUUUCUAACUCCUCAUCAAACUUUUAUAAGCUUUCGUUUGCUGCAACUGUUAUGUUUGUGAUAUGGUCCUUUUUUAUUUUUGAUGAAAAUUCAUUAAUAGAGAGAAGGCUUGUUGAAGAAAAAGAAGCAAUCCCAAUAGGGGGUGGCGCUGUUGGGCCAGAGAGCUUUGCUUUUGACACUCAUGGUGAUGGUCCUUAUGCUGGUGUUUCUGAUGGACGUAUCAUCAAAUGGCUACCAAAUGAGACCCGUUGGCUUGAUUUCGCCGUCACCUCGCCGGAAAGGGAUGGAUGCGAAGGUUUUCAUGAUCAUUCUGAUACUGAGCACAGAUGUGGGCGCCCAUUGGGUCUGGACUUUGAUGAAAAUACUGGUGAUCUAUAUAUUGCAGAUGCUUACUUGGGCCUCCUUGUUGUGGGCCCAAAUGGAGGCCUUGCUACCAAACUUUCUAAAAUGGUACAAGGUGUUCCUUUUGGAUUCACCAAUUCACUCUGCAUUGAUCAAACUCACGGAGUCCUGUAUUUUACAGAUAGCAGCACCACAUUCUCAAGAAGGAGUUAUGUAUCGGUCAUAGUUAGCGGUGACAGCACGGGAAGGUUAAUGAAAUAUGACAUGAAAAGCAAGCAAGUCUCAGUUCUUCUCAAGAAUCUCAAGUUCCCAAAUGGAGUAGCCAUGAACAAACAUGGUGAUUUCCUCCUUUUUGCAGAGACAACCACUUGUAAAAUCUUCAAAUUUUGGCUCAAAACAUCACAAGCUGGCACUGUUGAGCUUGUUUCAGAGCUCCCAGGUUUUCCAGACAAUAUUAAACGGAACGAAAAAGGAGAGUUUUGGGUGGGAGUUAAUUCAAGAAGAAGCAAAUUCUUGAGUUGGAUCCUCUCCAAAAGUUGGAUUAGAAAUAAUUUACCUAAAAUACCUUUUGAUAUUACUAAAGCCCAUUCUUAUAUGUCAAGUCUUGGUUUUGGUGGGGGUGGUUUAGCAAUUAGACUUAGUGAAGAUGGCCAUGUAGUGGAGAUUUUAGAGGACCCAAAGAACAAAAGGUGGAGGUUUGUCAGUGAAGUACUUGAAAUAAAUGGAAAUUUAUGGGUUGGAUCAGUAAAAUUGCCAUUCGCAAUUAAAGAGAAGGUGGCUAGUUCUGAAAAUUUUGUUGGACACCAACGCGAAUUAUGAGUUAUAGUAUUAAUUAUGUCAUAACUAAUUUUAGGUUGUUAGUCUAGUACUAGGAUAUUAUUAGCUUAAACAGUAUAUAUAUAUAUAUAUAUACUUGUAUGACUGAAUUUUAAAAUUUUAAAGUAGUAAGUCAUAAUACAAGAUUAUUGAUUUUGCAGUA